AUGAAAACUCAAAUUCUGUUAUUUGGAAGAAUAGAACGUUUUUCGUUGCUUUCAAUUCCAUUUUCAACUAUAGAUAUGGCGGAGACAGGGUUUCCGGGACAGCAUACGACCACCACAACCGUGACUUCAAACACCACGGUGCAGACUAACAUAAGAUUUGAUCCUUCUUAUGUAAGAACUAUCCCCGGGAUACUUAAAGUAGUUCAAGUGGUGUUCAGUCUACUGGGUUUCAUCUGCAUCCAGUUCUCUCACUUCAACAACGCGAGCAAGGGUCUGUUCUUCAGCUGGAUCGCGAUGAUCGCGUUCUGGUUCACCGGCAUCCUGCUGGGUUUCUACCUGUUCCAUAUCGUGGAGAAGUUCUACAAGAUCCCGUGGUUGAAGAUCGAGCUGCUGUUCACGGCUCUGUGGACCUUCCUCUACCUCCUGGCUGCCGUACUCGCAGUCACCGUACAUGACAACCCACACGCCGCAGCAUCGUUUUUUGGUUUCUCCUGUACAUUGGCAUACUGUGUGGAUGCUUACCUCAAAUGGAGAGCGAAUCGGGCCGGAGGGCUGGCUCAGGGCACGAGGGUCGUCUCUAAACAGACCACCGUCACCAGGGAAGGAUAUUAA
This is a messenger RNA of Danaus chrysippus (African queen), 612 nucleotides long. The record is from the annotation of a GenBank genome assembly. NCBI's taxonomy places the organism in Eukaryota, Metazoa, Arthropoda, Insecta, Lepidoptera, Nymphalidae.